This is a messenger RNA of Cucurbita moschata (crookneck pumpkin), 1310 nucleotides long. Its product is annotated as polygalacturonate 4-alpha-galacturonosyltransferase. The transcript is spliced from 3 exons. The annotation marks the transcript as partial. Lineage: Eukaryota; Viridiplantae; Streptophyta; Magnoliopsida; Cucurbitales; Cucurbitaceae. The record is from RefSeq and is a predicted model, not a curated record. Gene Ontology annotation, molecular function: polygalacturonate 4-alpha-galacturonosyltransferase activity.
ACUCCAACUCUUUAUCAUUAUGCCCUCUUUUCAGACAAUGUCUUGGCUGCAUCAGUUGUUGUCAACUCAACCAUUGUGAAUGCUAAGGAUCCUUCAAAACAUGUAUUUCAUCUUGUUACAGAUAAGCUUAAUUUUGGUGCCAUGAACAUGUGGUUCCUGUCAAAUCCUCCUGGAAAAGCCACAAUCCAUGUUGAAAAUGUUGAUGAAUUCAGGUGGCUAAAUUCGUCUUACUGUCCAGUAUUACGUCAACUUGAAUCUGCUGCAAUGAGAGAAUACUAUUUCAAGGCUGAACAUCCAACCACUCUUUCAUCUGGUGCAUCGAAUCUUAAGUACAGAAAUCCAAAGUAUCUUUCUAUGCUUAAUCAUCUGAGGUUCUAUCUUCCUCAGGUAUAUCCCAAGUUGGAAAAGAUUCUGUUUUUGGAUGAUGACAUUGUUGUUCAGAAAGAUUUGACUGGAUUAUGGGAUGUGGAUCUUCAUGGCAAAGUUAAUGGUGCAGUUGAAACCUGUGGUGAGAGCUUUCACCGUUUUGACAAAUAUCUUAACUUCUCCAAUCCUCAUAUUGCAAGAAAAUUUGAUCCCAAUGCAUGUGGAUGGGCCUACGGGAUGAAUAUGUUUGACUUGAAGGAAUGGAAAAAACGAGACAUUACUGGCAUAUAUCAUAAGUGGCAGAACUUGAAUGAAGAAAGGUUACUCUGGAAGCUAGGAACACUUCCUCCGGGUUUGAUUACUUUUUAUGGACUGACACAUCCACUUGAUAAGUCGUGGCAUGUGCUUGGUUUGGGUUACAAUCCAAGCAUCGACCGGUCUGAGAUAGAGAAUGCUGCAGUUGUACACUACAACGGAAACAUGAAGCCUUGGCUGGAAUUGGCUAUGACAAAGUAUCGUGGUUAUUGGAGCAAGUAUAUCAAGUACAAUCAUCCUUACCUUCGCCAAUGCAAGUUAAAUGAAUGAGUCUGGUUUUAAACCACUCUUAGAUAUCAAACGAGGGAUCUCAAUCUCUUCUACUUGAGAGUUGCCGCUAUAUCUAGUUGAAACACACUGGUUGGUUCCCACAUUAGAUUGGGGGGCAGGGGGAUCUCUUUAACAUGUUUUGCUAUGCCUCGCUUCCCUCUUUCUCCCUUUAUAAUUCAUUCCAUUCAUUCCCAUACAAGAUAUGAUACUCAUUCCCUUGUUAACAUGUAAAUCCAUUAAUUAUAUUUUGCUGUUAGCCAAGUUUGAAUUGCAUUAGGAAGUCUAUGCCAAUUGGCUGUAAUUUUGGACAACAGACGAUCUGCUUCUUAAUAUCCAUGGUGCAAGUUAAAGAUUCAGAA